AACUUCGAAUUAAAUUUAAUUGAACGUAUAUAUUUGUAUAUUAUUUUAUAUUUUACGGAGUAUGCGCAAUAUUUAUUAAGUCUAAAAAGAAAAAAGAAAAGGAAAAAAAGAGAAAGAAAAAACUGAAACUGUAUAUGCUAGCUAUAAUUUUUAGACCAAUUAACACAUCGUUGACCAGUCAUAUUGCAUGGUAUAUAAAAUUGUAUAAAUUGUUAUUAUAAUAUCGUUUGUCUUGUUGUAAAUAAUGUUUACUCAAUUUUUAUAUUAUAUACACGUAUUAAGAAUUUUUCGGAACUUUAAAUAUUUCAAUAAAGAAUUUUAAUUCACUAUUAUGAAUUUAAGCCGAUACGAAAUGCAUUAAUUUUUGUAUGUAAUAAAAUCGGUCAACGUGUGUGCGUGCGCGCGUGUGUUUGUAUGUGUUUUUUAUUUUUCUUUUUCAACACACGAUUUCUGCUAAAAAUCGAAAAGGCGAAUUAUAUGUAAAGCUUUAUUUGAAAUCUGUAAAAGCGAAUUUAUCGAUACAUACAAUAACGUGCAUAUAUAUAUAUAUAAAAAAAAGUUUGAUUCAACGAAAGAGAUUCCUUCUUGCGUCCUUAUCUUGAACGAACCGAUCGAUCGAGAUUGUUGUAACUCGACUUUAAAUGGGGACAUUGUAAGUGAUAUGAAUCAUUAAAAUAAAAAAUUUACGAUUAUGGUAAAACGAAUGAGUAUCGUUAUAAAGAGUUAUUCGCGUGACCGUUCUCUUUUUACACGCAAAUAUAAAAUUAUUUACCUAAUAUUUAUAUCUCCUUUCGUUUUAAAGUAAUUAUAGUAUAUAUACAUAUAUGUAUAAUAAAAAGCCGACAAGAGAUUAUUCAAAUUCAGUUUAACGAAGCAAUUCAAUAGCGAAGAAGUUCGGUUAUCCGUACAAUUAAGAGAAAAUAUUAAUUUCCAAGUAAUCAUGAAGACGUUUAAAAUUAAAAAUUCGAUCAGAAGAAGAUGGAAAUUCUUUGGAAAUUUUCAUACAUUGAAAAGUUUAAGAAAUUUCUCCGUUAUUAAAAAUACAAUUGUCGAUUCGUUUCUCGAAAGCAUUAAUGCAAAUUAUACGAACUAUAGACGCUUUUAUCAACAUCCAAUAGAGAAGUAUAAAUCAUUGAAAUUAUAUUGCACGUAAAUUCGAGUGAAUUUUGUUUUUUUUUUUUCUUUUUUUUUCCAUUACCAUACAUUUUCUUUUCCAUUAUCAAUCGUAAAAAUUUAUCUUACUAAUAUUGAAAAAAAAUAUUUACGUUUCAUAGAAUCGUCUGGUUAAUUGUUUAUAUAAUAAUAAUAAUCAGCAUGUCUUUUAUAAUAUACGACAUGACCUUGGAAUAUCGAGAUAGCCCAACAGCAAUUACCAUUGAAUCCGAUAAAUAUCCGAUACAAGAAAUUAAUUAUCCGGCUAUAUCUAUUUGUAGUAUCAAUAAAAUUAGUUUAUCGUAUGCUAUAGAUCUUGCGAAAGAACUGUACGUAUUAGAUUAUAGUCAUAUAAUUGCUCGUAUAAUUGUAUAUAAAUUAUUUCAUUGUACAUAUUAUCAUAGUUUGGAUUUUAAAACUAUAAAAUAUAAGUUUAAUUUGACGGUCGAAGAAUUAACAAGUAUGAUAACUAUCUUGGGUAAUUUUUAUCAUUUCGAUAUCUACGAGGAUGACUUAAGAAGAGUAUAUUUGUUGCAUAGUAUACUUGAACGUGUAUACAAUGGUUACAAUGUUGAGAGAAUAAUGAAAAGGCUAUUACCAAAAUGUAGAUCAUUUGUAUGGCAGUGUUCUUGGAACGGUAAGGAUCAAGAUUGUAAUGAAAUAUUUUUUUUAAAAAAAACGAGCGACGGCUAUUGUUGUACAUUUAAUUCCGCACGACGCUUUAAUGAUUUCGGCGACACAGAUUCUUUUACAUUUGCCUCACAAACGGUAGAACGUUCAAAGGAAACUGGUUCAGAAUAUGGAUUAUCUGUUUUAUUAAAUCCUCAAUUAUACGAUUAUGCUUAUAAAUUACUUCCAAUAAUAGGUUUGAAGAUAUUAAUAUAUUCAUCUUUUGAUUAUCCCAAUACACUUAAUGGUGGAGUACGUGAGAUCUUUGUUCCACCAAAAGUAGAAAUGUUUUUGAACUUGAACGCAAUUAAUUUUUAUUCAUUGCCAGACGUUAUAGAUUAUGAUAUCGAUCAAAGGGAUUGUUUAUUUAGCACGGAACAAGCAAAAAUAUUCGGAGGAUAUUAUUCCUAUACGAAUUGUAUAUCCCAUUGUCGUACACAAGAUAUUAUAUCCUUUUGUAAAUGCAUUCCUUUCUUUUAUCCUAUCACUUCGGAUAUGGCUAACGUAAGGAAUUGUAAUCUCAAAGACCUCCUAUGUUUGAAGAAGUAUAAAGACAGAUGGUUAAAUCUGGAACCUAGAUAUGAAAAAUUCAUGGAAUCAUUUCACGAAAGAAAACUUCCAAAUGGAUCAUGCUGUAUAAAAUGCGAUUGUCUUCCAUCUUGCGAGGACAUUACCUAUACCGUAUCUAUCAGCGAUAUUCCAUUAAAUAUUCCAUAUUUAUCUUGGAAUAGGAAAAAAACUCGUAUGAAUAAUCACAGCUUAGUACAUAUUUAUUUUGGAUCUUCUGGUACAACAAGAAUAAAACAAGAUAUGUUCUUGUAUUGGUAUGAACUCAUGAGUAAUUAUGGAGGAAUCUGUAGUUUAUUUUUGGGCAUUAGUAUAAUAAGUUUAAUCGAAAUGCUUUACUUUUUUAUUAUACGUCUUAUCAAAUCAGAACCAUCAUCAUUAAUGACAGCUAAUUCAGGGAAUAAUGUUAACGUUAAAACAAUUAUUAUCGAGCCUAAAGAAUCAGAUAUGGCGAUUUUAUAUUGGAAAGAAAUAAGCGGAGCAGUUUCUAAGGAUAUCGAUCUAACGGCUUUAUCAUUGGAUCGAUAAAUUUAACAAACGUUUGAAUUGACGUUUAAUAUCGAUCUUCAAAAUCAACGUGAUGUAUGAAGAUAGUGCAUAGGCAUUAUGUUUCACUUCAAAGGGAUACUUUAAUUAAAGAUCUAAUCUAAAUGGGAUCAUAUUUUUAGAUUCUAUAAAAAACAUAAAUGCAUUGAUCUUUCAAUAUUUGCCUUUUCAAUUAUGUAAUUAACGAUCAUUAUGUUCUUCAAUAUAGAAAUAAAAUAUUGUUUUCAAAUUUACAACAGACUUAGAAUUAUUGCUGAUAGCACGUAAUAAGUAUCGUUAGAGUAUAGCGCUUGUGCUUGCGAAAUAAUUUUUCUUUGCAAUCAAAUAAAUUGUUUUAAAUUAAAUUAAAUUAAAUUAUUGAAAUACGAUAAAUAUAAUGUUUAAUUAGAAUUAGAAAGAAAAGAUUUUGAAAAAGUAUUGAUAUGAAUAUGCACCUAUUCGCUCGAUAAUAUUUGCGUUAUAUAAUUUCAAUUAAGAUUCUGAUAUAUCGAUCCAGGUCUCACCACAUGGAGGUUUGCCGCAUCUGGAGAUCCACGGACUAAUGGUUACUCUAUUUUAAAAUCCCCGUUAACGAGAUAAUCUAAUCGAAGUUUCGAGUAAAUAAAACGAACUGUAGGAUUUUUAAUCGCACCCAUGAAAUUUUUUCUCCUGUAUCAUCCUGUAUGAUGCAGUUUGAUAAAUACAAUUUGAAAAAAUUGGAAAAAUUUUUAAUUUAUCAUGCGUUUCCAUCUUCUUAAUAUUCAAACGAAUGUACUAUUGUUUAAUUAUUACUUCAACGUAUUCC
Molecule: messenger RNA, 3718 nt
Organism: Vespa velutina
Lineage: Eukaryota; Metazoa; Arthropoda; Insecta; Hymenoptera; Vespidae
Product: sodium channel protein Nach-like
Exons: 9
Coding region: 1315-2916 (533 amino acids)
Biological process (GO): sodium ion transmembrane transport
Cellular component (GO): membrane
Molecular function (GO): ligand-gated sodium channel activity
Source: RefSeq, a predicted model, not a curated record